Messenger RNA from Manduca sexta (tobacco hornworm), 775 nucleotides. It is a transcript of the gene irp2, whose product is annotated as putative defense protein Hdd11-like. Gene Ontology annotation, molecular function: oxidoreductase activity, acting on metal ions. The coding region runs from base 124 to 624 and encodes 166 amino acids. The record is from RefSeq and is a predicted model, not a curated record. NCBI's taxonomy places the organism in Eukaryota, Metazoa, Arthropoda, Insecta, Lepidoptera, Sphingidae. The transcript is spliced from 5 exons.
CGAUUGCGAUAUAUAGCUUGGCUGCUUGAGACUGGCUACGUUUGUUGUUUUCACUCGUUCGAGUGUGACCUGCAACACGCUGCGUGCGAUCUUUUUCAACAUAACAAGAUAAAGGAACUCAAGAUGUGGUUCACAUAUACCUUUGCCAUGCUGUUGGUGGCUGGUUACGUCAGCGCGUACGGUUCUGGUGCUCCCCAGAGCGCCUGCCAGGAUAUGAUACCGAGACAUCCCGUGGGUCCCCAAAAUACAUCGGCGCCUUACAUCAUCACCACUAGCACUAAGGUGGUCAAAGCCGGCACACCUAUGCAAGUGACAAUUAGCGGUAAGAAGCCCGAGAACACCAUGCGUGGUAUCCUACUGCAAGCGCGUCAAGGUGACAAAAUUGUAGGCAAGUUCACCCUGGACGAUAACGACAGCUUCGCUCAACUUCUCGACUGCGGUGAACCUGGCAAUGCCAUCACCCACAAGAGGCACCCCCCAGAAUUCGACAAACAGACUGUAACCUUCACCUGGACCCCGCCUGCGGAUUUGAACGAUAACAUCAGGUUCAGGGCCACCAUUGCCUAUAGCGGUGCGGUCUUCUGGUUGGGAGUCGAAUCGCCGGUCGUCAAAGUAGUAGCCUAAUAUGUAAAUUUUAAUAUUAUAUUGUAUUAUCCAAAAAGUGAGAUUUUCACCUAAGUACAUAUUAAUUUGUAUUAACAUUUAAUAUUACAGUUUAGUACGGCUACGUAAUAUUAAUAGUUAUUAUUCUUAAAAUAAAUGUUUGUAACAAAAA